Molecule: messenger RNA, 1140 nt
Organism: Aphanomyces astaci
Lineage: Eukaryota; Oomycota; Saprolegniomycetes; Saprolegniales; Verrucalvaceae
Exons: 1
Coding region: 73-651 (192 amino acids)
Source: RefSeq, a predicted model, not a curated record
UGACGGAAGCUACAUAUAUGUACUUGAAUUAAAUAACAAUGAAAACUACUCGCAAGUGGCAGACAGACUCCUAUGUUUGUUUGUGCCAGUGAUUUCGAGCGUGAUCGAUUCUUGGCCAUUGUACAGGUCCAGUACGUUUUGGCGGCAUUGGUUGAUCGUCUGCCGCAGCUGAGGGUGCUGCGCAUACACGUUCGGAUUCACGUCGAGGAGGCUCGGUACGCGGAUGGCGAUGCCCACGCCGGUGCCCCGGCCGGACACCCCGCUCAGUUGGCGCGUGGGUCGAAGCGAGGAGGUGGCGCCAUUGUUCGAUCGGAUGGAGCUCAUGGCCGUCUCCAGGUCGGAGCGCAUGCUGGAGAUAGCCAGCUCCACGUCCGACCGCAUACUCGACAUGACGGCUGGCUCGGACCAAAACUCGGACGGCCGCGCGUACGAAGUCCCCGACGGCGCUGCGAAGGGUUUCGCGGAAUGAAAGGUCGUAGGGAACGGAGGAUGGUCCUCGUCCGAGUCGUAAAACCGAGGACGCGUGCGCAGGAUGGCCAAGAACAAGGCGCCGCCCAUGCCGAAGCAUGCGAGCACUCCGCACAUAAUGGCCAAAAUGGUCGACGUAGACAUCCCGUCCGGCGAUGCGGACUGAACCGCCAGGCCCGAUGAAGGCGAAGGAGUCGAUGGGGACGGCUGCGUAGGCGGUGGCUUGCUGAUGGAGCCAGGCGAGGCCGUGUCUGUUCCUGGAUUGUCAUUCCCUGCUGCCGCCUUGUCGCCCGAUUCGGGACUGGUAGUGGCCGGUAGCUUGGGCAACAGCGACGGAAGCUCUGACGUGUGCGACGAGGUACUGCUCGGUGAUGGACUCGCCUCUUGGUCUUCGUCGUCAUGGGAGGGCUGGGGCGUUGCUAGCGAGGGUAGAGUGAACUUUUUGGAGGGUUCAAUUAGAUUGGACGGCAUGGGAGUUUCUGAGGUGGUAGGAGACUGUAACGUGGUCACGGAAGGCGUUUUGGUCGAUGUCGAGCCAGGCCUUAGAGUGGCAUUGUUGGUGGUCGGAAGAGGGGUUGUGAUGAGAGGGGUAGUCACCUUGGUGGUACUGUUGGGUGCUGGAAGGACAUCGUUCAGCAUUCUACCACCCUCCGAAGCGAUACUCGAGCAACA